CGCGGAUUAUUUCCCGUCGCGGAACGUAGCCGCGAGUGGUCCGAGAGGUCCUAGAGGUCCGACAGGUCCGAGUGGACCGCGGCUCGUUAGACGCACACUGGUCGCCUGCCGUGACAGGUCGCUCCUACACAGUGUAUUGCGCGCUGGAGUCUCAGACGGACGGUCGUCGCGGUCGGUGUGUCGUGUGCCGAGUGCUAUGUCGUACGCUGCUGCUCCGUCGGCGGUGCUGCUGACGUCGCUACUGGUGCUGUCGGUGGUGACGAGGGCAUGCUGCUCUCUGCUGCCACUCGACACAGAGCGCCUGCGAGCGAGCGUCGGUGGAUACGCCGUCAUGAACUGUCAUCUAGAUUUCCCUUUCGGAAACGAAAUACCUUAUCAUCUGCAGUGGGAGAAAGACGGCGAGGUAAUAUUUUCGUGGUACAGCAGUGAGGGCAGGGCGCAGCUGGCGGACCGCUGGGGCGGACGCGUGAGGAGGGUCUUUUCCCCAGGGCUCGGCCGCGGCUCCGUCAACAUCAGCUCCGUGAGGGAGACGGACGCGGGCCUCUACCGCUGUCGCGUCACCUUCCCCAACCGCACGCCGCCGGCUCGUAACAACGGGACCUUCUAUUACCUCGACGUCGACGGUGACAGCGGCAACCUCAUCGUCACUCCGCCCGUCAACGUCACAGUCCUCGAGGGUGAUCGCGCCGAGUUGGAAUGUCUGCCCAAGAGCCCGGAGUGGACGGUGCAGUGGUACCACGAGGGGGUGCCGGUGGAGACGCUGCCCGAGUUUGCGCAGCGGUCGCAGUUGGCGGUUAACGGCAGUCUAAUAAUGAAACAAGUCGUCAGCACUGACCUCGGCGAGUACGAGUGUCGUAUCAGUGCUGCUGACGGACAGACUCAGAGCGCUAGUGCCUUUUUAGAUGUUCAAUACAAGGCGAAAGUUGUCUAUUCUCCCAAAGAAAGGUAUUUACCAUAUGGCAAAUCGGCGAGCCUCGAUUGUCAUUUCAGUGCGAAUCCUCCUUUAACAAACCUACGAUGGGAAAAAGAUGGUUUCCUAUUCGAUCCCUACAACGUACCCGGCGUAUUUUAUAGUAUAAACGGUAGUCUGCUCUUUAAUCAGGUAGAUGAAUCCCACGAGGGAAUGUACUCAUGUACGCCUUACAACGUGCUGGGGUCGGCGGGUCCGUCAGCCGAGGUCCGUGUGCGCGUGGCUCGUCCUCCGGCGUUGGUCGUGCGACCUCUGCCUUUGUACUUGGUGAGGCUCGGAGCUACUGUCACGUUGCCUUGUGCCGUCGCCCGCGAGCCGCAUCACGCACCACCAGCCAUUCACUGGAUAAAGAAAGAUGGAACUCCUCUGCCUGAAGGACGUUAUUCGCUAAGCGAAGGCAAUUUGACCAUCACUCAAGUAUCGGAAGAAGACCGCGGUGUCUAUGUGUGCUCUCUGAGUAACGAGGCCGACGAGCUUGCCGUUGAAACUGAGUUGUUGUUAGAAAACGUACCUCCGCGUGCGCCCUACAACCUCACGGCCAAGUCCACUGCCAACUCAAUUCACCUGUCGUGGGUUCCAGGACACAAUGGCAUGGACGUCGAGUACAACGUGUGGUACCGCGAGCGAGCGGACAGCGAGUGGCGCACAAUGAAACUCUUGUCGCGAGGCUCAACUCAUGCUACGUUGCUAGCGCUUCGCCCCGCCACCGAGUACGAACUGCGAGUACUCUCACAGGAUCACAUCGGCGACGGUUUAUUUAGUAAACCGAUAUUCGUGCGGACCAUAGAUUCUGAUCCCGGUGAAGAUAGAAGUACUACAGCCGGUGUUUCGGCCACUGUAACAGAAGGCAUUAUGAACACGGGCACCUCUUGGAGUAGUGCAACCAACGAGGCGAGCGGAGCGACGCUCGGCUCGGUGAGUGGUUCGGUCGGAGGUCCGAUCGGAGGGUCGGGCACCUUGGACGAGCUCGGGGUUACCGUCCGGCUCAUCGAGGAAGGAGCGCUGAUCCGAUGGAGUCGCGCGCCUGGAGACGACACACUCUGCUCAGUGCGUUGGUACGACACCGACGAACCGCAACAUAAACUUAUAGCUGUCUUUUCGACGCAUCAAGAUUAUAUUCUCGUGAGUCCAGUAGUGGAGGGUGCGGGUUACUGGGCCGGCGUGGAGUGCGGCGAAGUCAUCGGAGGCACGGGUGUGCAGGUCCCGCAGUACACCCGCCUGCGGGGAGUAGCGGCAGGGUCCGCGGCUGCGGCGCUCCUGCUGGGAGCCCUGGCCGCCGCCCUGUGCCUGGCCCGCCGCCGCCUGCGACCUCACGCCCGCGACAAACGCUCCCGCUAACCACAGCCACCUCUGGCCGACUUCGGAUGCUGUGUAUGGAACGUUCAGUUGUCGAUGACACUCUGUGACAUAGUCCGCGACCGACAACGACCCAGUCCAAUAAUGAGAUACUUUUAAAUGUAAAGUAAAAGAUAAAAAGUCGGUGAUGUUAGAUUUUAAUAAGAUUAUGAUAUACACGUUAAAAAGUGAGUGAGAUAUUUCUUAUUUAUUGUGGUCGACGAACGGCCGAUUUAUGUACGUCAAAAUAUCACCAGCCAUCAAAAGUUGCAAAUUAACACAAUAGAUUUUUUUCAUUGUUUAGUUUUUUAAGAAAUUUACUUAUAUUUCUAGCUCGAAAUAUAGUAAUUAUUUGUGAAAAAUUUAGACAGACUUUUUAAGUCACAGCUUUUUAUAUAUAAAUGUACUUCUUCGUGUGUUACGUCAAGGUCUGAGACUUGAAACAUGACACGAGAAUCUGUUCCCGCUUAAAACGAGUGAAGGUCCGAGGGUGCGACAUACUAUUCUAAUAGUUUUUACUCGAUUUAAAAACAGGAGAAGUUUAGAAUUCGUACGUGUAUAUAGUUUUCCCAAGUAGUUUACAAUCAUGUUAAAUUUUCCUUAAUAUUAUAUUCUUAUCUCCAGAUUUACUUUAUACUAAUGAUAGAAGAUUUGUAAUAUUGUAGUUAGACGUCUUACCGGGUACAAGCUUAGCGAAUAAGUUUUUCUCAUACUGAUGCGUUAAUUGUGAGAAGUUAUGAAUAUAUUCUUGUAUGCAUACAAUUAUUGUAAGUUAAUCUUUACACAAUCUUCUCUUAGUAGCGCACACUUUUUAUAUCGAUGUCCUAUUCCUUUCCUUUUGUUUGUGACACUGUGUCGUGUUAAAAUCUAACAUCAUUGGAGUAAAGAUAAUAUUAGGUGGCAAAGGAAAAUGUAUCAGUAGUACAUGUUUUUCCUUUUUUAAUUCUUUCACAAAACACAUGACACAAGACGAAAUAAACAAGUUUACUUUUUUAUGAGUUUCUUCAAACAAGAAUUAUGUUGUGGCUUACUUUUUAAAAAUAUCCAAAUGUAACUCAGUGUUCUGUGUAACAGCUUUAACUCUGUUAUCUAUUAAUAUAUUAGUUAAAAUGUUAA
Messenger RNA from Danaus plexippus (monarch butterfly), 3421 nucleotides. It is a transcript of the gene bdl, whose product is annotated as protein borderless. Gene Ontology annotation, molecular function: protein binding. NCBI's taxonomy places the organism in Eukaryota, Metazoa, Arthropoda, Insecta, Lepidoptera, Nymphalidae. The record is from RefSeq and is a predicted model, not a curated record. Bases 197 to 2308 code for a protein of 703 amino acids. The transcript has 9 exons.